AUGUGUGAAGUACAGUUUUCUCCCUGCCUCCAAAUGUUUCUACUGGUUAUUUGUUAUCUUUUAUUAUUAUCUCAUAAGGAGAUAUUUGGAUUUUUGUCAGUUUGCCACCUCUGUACUAGAAGGCAACCUGUAACAGGCUUUUCAUAUUUUCCUGAAAGUAGUUUUCUCUAUCUGAUUGGAAAUAAUAAUAUUUCAUAAAAUGAAAGUUCAUUAACAAGGCUUAAUUCUCUUGUAGCUGUGCAUUUGAAUAAUUCUAAUAUUGUACAUAUCCAAGCUUUUGUUAAAUUGUGAUAUCUAUGUUUUCUGCGUAACAAUUUUAUAAAACACUUAAAUCCUGUAAUAUUUAAGGGACUUUCAAAUCUUCCCAAUGUAUAUUUACAGCCUAGUUCAAGUAUCUUUUGGUUCAAGAGGAGUAUUUUUAAUUGUAUUAAUCAGUAUUUAAACUUAGAAAAGAAACACAUCACUGUUCUUUGGACUGAUACCUCUUUUGGAUUUAUUGCUCUUAUGAUACUUGAUUUAUCAAGCAAUAAAGUUUUGAAGAUCUCAGGCUUUCUUUACUUUGGAAACCUUGAGUAUAACUUUAUAGAUAUAAGCCCUAGUUGUAUCCACAAAGUAAUAAUUUAACAAAAUAUACCAGCAAAUAUAUGACAUAUAUCCUAUUAUGCAAUAUAAUUCUUUGCUCUAAAAGGACUAUGUUUUUCUGCUGUUGAAAAUUUUAAGAUCAAUACUAUUAGGUAGUCUUAAAACAGAUAAAAUGUUAGUAGGGAUGUGUUUAGUGGAGUCGAUAGCAUUCAACAUUUUAUCUUAACUCAUAUGACCUAAAAUUUAAAUUCUGACACAUAAUUAAAUAAUUUACUUUAACUUAGAAAUAGAAUAAUCAGCAUUGAUAAUGAUAAAUUUGAAGACAAAGGAGCAUCUCUGAAGGUUCUUAAUCUGUCAUUUAAUAAUCUUACAGACUUACAUCCAAAGGUCCUUAAGCCACUGUCUUCAUUGACUCAUCUCCAUGCAAAUUCUAAUCCUUGGGAAAGUAACUGCAAACUAUUGAGCCUUCAAGACUGGUUAGCAUCUUCAGCCAUUAUUCUAAACAUCAAAAAUCCCCUAUCCAUGCAUGGCAAAGCAUUAUGUUAUGUUAAGUGGACUGACUUUACAAAUUGCAUUACAUCUUCGACAAAUGUAUCCAGAACUUGGGCUGUAAAAUCUCUUCAUAUUCAUCACAAGACCACUGCAUUAAUGAUGGCCUGGCCUAAAGUAAUCACAAAUGGGAAACACUUGGAAAAUACUGAAACUGAGAGUGUUACCUUCUGGGAACGAAUUCGUACUUCACCUACCAGUAGAUUUUUUCAAGAGAAUACUUUUGGUAAAUCAUUAGAGACUCCUGCAGUAUUGCCUGUGCAAAUACAACUUACUUCUUCUGUUAACUUGAACUUGGAAAAAAACAGUGCCUUACCUGUUGAUGCUGCUGCAGUGUCAGGGAAAACAUCUCUAAUUUGUUCCCAAGAAGUUGAGAAGUUAAACGAAGCUUUUGACAUUUUGCUAGCCUUUUUCAUUUUAGCUUGUGUUUUAAUCAUUUUUCUGAUCUAUAAAGUUGUUCAGUUUAAACAAAAACUAAAGGCACCAGAAAACUCAGGGGAAAAUAGAUUGGAAUAUUACAGCUCUUAUCAGUCAGCAAGGUAUCAUGUGACUGCCUCCAUUUGUAACACCUCCCCUAAUUCUCUAGAAAGCCCUGGUUUGGAGCAGAUUCAACUUCAUAAACAAAUUGUUCCUGAAAGUGAGGCACAAGUCAUUCUCUUUGAACAUUCUGCUUUAUGAAUAAAUAUUGGCUCCAACAAAACUAUAGAACCAUAUGAACACAAAACAGAAUCAUUCUUAUAGAAUUAUGUUUGAAAAUAGAAUUAUAUGAGCAUAGCAUUAUUAAAAUGUUUUAAUAAUUUGUGAAGUGUAA
Messenger RNA from Dipodomys ordii (Ord's kangaroo rat), 1942 nucleotides. RefSeq names its product leucine rich repeat containing 70 (gene Lrrc70). Lineage: Eukaryota; Metazoa; Chordata; Mammalia; Rodentia; Heteromyidae. Gene Ontology annotation, molecular function: protein binding. The record is from RefSeq and is a predicted model, not a curated record.